AUGGCCCCCAUCGACCGCGCCAUCGCAAGGAAACGCGCCGCCCGCGAGGCCAAGGCCAAGCGCGUCGAGGCCGCUGCCGCCGCCGCCGCUGUCCCCGCCGCUGCCGCCCCCGGCGCCAACGGCCAGAUGCCCCCGGUCGACCCUGUCAAGGCUCGUCAGCUCGCCCAGCUCCUCCGCACCGUCAAGUCGGAGGAGGACAUGCCCAACGUCAUCGAGCAGAUGUCCAAGAUUGUCGACUCGGACCCCGUCCUCGGUGCCAUGCUCAUGGCCGAGAUGGGCCGUGCCGUUGAGCAGCAGCAGGCUCUCGCUGCUGCUGCCGGCGCCGACGCCGGCGACGUUGACGGCGAGGUCCCCCAGAUCGCCGAGGGCUCGUCGUCGGGCAAGGCUCCAGUUUCCAAGUCGGCGGACCAGGCCGCCGCCAUGGCCGACAACAUUGCCGAGCUCAUCCUCCAGGAGUCGGAGCAGCCUGCCAAGACCGAGGCCCAGCUCGCCGAGGACCUCGACUAG
Messenger RNA from Vanrija pseudolonga, 507 nucleotides. RefSeq lists its product as uncharacterized. Lineage: Eukaryota; Fungi; Basidiomycota; Tremellomycetes; Trichosporonales; Trichosporonaceae. The record is from RefSeq and is a predicted model, not a curated record. The transcript has a single exon. The coding region runs from base 1 to 507 and encodes 168 amino acids.